UUUAAACUUAAGAGUAAAUGUAUCACGAUAAUUAGAAGGCUUGUUUGAUGAAGAACAAGAUUAUAGUAAACAAUGAUAAAAAGUGUAAUAAACUGAAAAAAGAAAGACAUACAUUUCGAUUGUUUACUAAUUCAUAAUUCUAUCUCUGACGGGAACACGUGCAAUGUCGCGCUUCAAUUAGUUUCUUCAGUGAUGUUAAUAAAUUCGGAUCUAUAAAAAUCAUAUUUUCAUAAAUAAAAUUUGAAUUAAAUAAAACUUCUUGAUUUCAUUUCAUUCAAAGAUUCUUGCAAUAAAAUAGUGUUAUAGGUUAGUUAGGUUAUAUUCAAGAGACUGUUCGUCGUAAAAGUAGUUAGCUGUAUAUAAAUAAAAUUUAAUAUGAAAGAAGUUUUGGACAGUAAUUUUGAGGCUUUAUACCCACAAGUAGAGAAUGCUGUAAAUAAUGCAAAUUUCAUUACCAUAGAUGCUGAAUUUUCGGGCAUGUAUUCGGAAGAACGUUUGAAAUAUAGUUUGUUUGAUACUCUUAGCGAUCGUUAUAAGAUACUGCAGAAAAAUAUUGAACAAUUUAUGAUAGUGCAGUUUGGCAUUGCGACUUUUCGCCAUGUUCCUUUCGAAAAUUCCUAUGAAACAGAAUGCUUUAAUUUUUACUUGUGUCCUAAAUCUAUACCAUUAAAAAAUAAAAGAAUAUCAUGGCAAGUGACAUCGUUAAAUUUUCUUUGUAAACAUAAUUUUGACUUUAAUAAAUUUAUAAACGAUGGUAUCUGUUAUCUGAAUGAGCCAGAUGAAAAGUUAUUAAAGGAUUAUUUAACACAAGGCAAUUUAGCAAAUAUUAUAGAACAUUUAUCGUUUGAAGAAGAAAUUGAACUCAAUGAAUGUAAGAACCAGAUUUCUGAAUGGAUGACCAGGUCAGAACAGACAACAUUAAAAUUGCGAGUUAUUAACCCUACUUUGCAAUAUAUAUUACAUAAAGACUUAAGAAAUAAUUAUAAUAACAUUUGGACUAUAUCAGACAAUAAAUCUAUAAAUAUUAUAAAAGUAGCAUCUGAUACGCAGAAGACUGUAUCAAAGGAAAAAAGUAAUUUGGAAGAAAUGCUGCUAAAUUCCUUUACAAGAUUUUCCAAAAUAUUUAAACUUUUAUCUUCUUCUAAGAAAUUCAUAGUAGGGCAUAAUGUACUUUUGGACUUAAUGUUCAUGCAUCAACAAUUCUAUAAACCAUUACCAGAUUCAUAUACAGAAUUCAAAAAUAAUAUACAUACAUUAUUUCCUGAGAUAUAUGACACAAAACUUUUAAGUUUUGAAUUGCGGAAAUUAUACAAAAAAACUGAAGUGAACUGGAAGCUAAAUUCACUGAGUAUUCUGUACGAAUAUUUUAUGACUAAAGGAAGUUUUUUAAGUUUUAAUUCACCAAAAAUUGUCCUCACUGAAGAAUGUCCAUUUUCAAAGGUUUAGAAGAAAGAACAGUAACACAUUCUGAAUUAAUGAGCUGUGUGAAAAAAUUUGUAAAUUCUAUAAAUAUAGCAAGAAGCAAUGAAAUGUACAUGAAAUUUGAUGGGGAGGAUCCAGUAUUAUCAAGACCAGAAUGGCUUCACGUCAAAUUAAAGUCACCAUCUAUAGAUAUUAAGGAGGUAUCCUCAGAUAUGAAAAUGAGAGGAUCUACUCUGCAACUCGUGCACAAGUUGGAGAAAACGGUGUGUAUCACGUGCCUGCCCAAAAAUACGUCGAGAGGUGACUCGAUUCUCGAUCGCCUUCAUCUAUCGGUCUGGCCAGGAGACCGAUGGGAGGCGAGAUUCGGUCGGAGACCAGAACGU
Heterotrigona itama is the source of this 1805-nucleotide messenger RNA. NCBI's taxonomy places the organism in Eukaryota, Metazoa, Arthropoda, Insecta, Hymenoptera, Apidae. The record is from the annotation of a GenBank genome assembly.